Messenger RNA from Copidosoma floridanum, 1448 nucleotides. RefSeq lists its product as uncharacterized. NCBI's taxonomy places the organism in Eukaryota, Metazoa, Arthropoda, Insecta, Hymenoptera, Encyrtidae. The record is from RefSeq and is a predicted model, not a curated record.
CCAAGUUUCCGAGCUGAGGGUUCAUGGACGCCUCGUCGGCGCGGGCCAGCUGUAGCGCCGACGAGGCAACACUCUUGCCCCUUUCCUUCUCCUCUCUUCCUCCCUCCCACUACCUUCAAACCUUUCCCCGUUUACUUACCACCUCCUCCCUUGUUAACAAAAACCACCACCACAACAACAACAACAACAACAACAACGACCACCAACAUUGCAACUACAAUCGCAACAGCGAUAACAACAACAACAACAACAACAACAACAACAGUACUAAUAGCAACAACAGCGUCAAUCACCGGCUCUUCCGUUGUAACGGUAGCGUGAGCAGUGCACAGAUUACAGGUGACAGCGCUACCAGGGAACCGGAGCUCGCCGUCGCCACGAGCUGUCAAUCACUCGGUAAUCUCGGUCGUUCAACGACCAACGAUGACGGCUCCACCAAGAGCUCGGAUAAGGAGAACGGCGGUAGUUCUAGCAGCCGCUCGACCUCCUCGCCACAGCUGAUGAGCCGCUCGAAGGUUUACCGGAGAGCCUCGCUCAAGUCUCUCACGAGUCUCAGCAGCACCACCUCGCAGCCAGCGCAGUCUAGGAUCGUCAGGUUGGGCCGUGUCAAGAUCGCGGACAAGCGGGGGACACCGCUCGACCAUGUAGCCAAGACAAGUAACACCGGCAGCAACAACAGCGCUUUCGGGGAUAAAAAGGUUCCGUGUCAAGCAUUCUCCCAGCCGGUGCAUCGGUCGCCCGAUGAUGACUCUAGCCUUUGUUCCAAGAGCAAGAAGGAAAACUCGAAUGGAGUAUUGCAGCAGGUCGAACAGCAGCAGCUGCAGGAAGAGGAGAAGCAGCAACAACAACAGACCAAGGGUAAGAGCUGCAGCAGCUUCUUGCCGAUUCUGUCGUUGAUACCGAACAUGGUGAUAAGCUUCCAGUACCCAAGCCCCAAGAUGAAGUUCUCCUGGUGGAGGAACAAGAUAUCGUGAAGGCACGCCUAGAGGAGCCAAAGCUGAAGACUACCUCGUUGGGGUGGCUUCUUCCCUCUAAUGAGGUACGGCUGUGACGGCUGUAUUUUUGAUGUUGCAUUUUAUUCACGGAUGACGGAUGAUGAAUUUUGUUUUUCUCACUUUUCAUUUAUUCGAGUCCAUUACUUAUGUCGAGCGAGAAACAAACGAGAACUAGAGAUAUGCACUGCUGUCUUGUGUUAACGUGCUGUCUCUCAGUUUUCAUUAAAUUCAGUACCCGAACGUUGAAAAAUACAAAUCCCAUUAUAAAUGCAUGAGCCUAUAAUGGUGUUAAUAAUGCAUGUAAAAAAAAAAAAAAAAGAUUGUUUAGCAAAGAAAAGUAAUGAAUAAAAUCAACAAUACGUAAUGUUAUUGUAGCUCCGUUAAUCGUUGCUAUAAAAUAACCAAAAUCCCAGCUUAUACGUCGUCUAAUCUGUGUAGAGAGAAAUUAUUAAA